Messenger RNA from Juglans microcarpa x Juglans regia, 748 nucleotides. Its product is annotated as HVA22-like protein d. The record is from RefSeq and is a predicted model, not a curated record. NCBI's taxonomy places the organism in Eukaryota, Viridiplantae, Streptophyta, Magnoliopsida, Fagales, Juglandaceae. The transcript has 5 exons. Bases 1 to 639 code for a protein of 212 amino acids.
AUGAUACGCGUCACUUUGGGGAGGAGCCAAUCGGCCGGUCGAAGCAGUGCCAGUGAACUGGGCCCUAAGCUGCCACACAUGGCACUGACGCAGUAUGAUACGCGGUGGCUCGAGAGUACCACGCGUUCUCUGAGAUCCGCGCGUGGGUGCGACGCGCCGCUCCGAAUGGCACCCAAAAUGGACGGCUGCAAGAUCGGCGGGCCGGUGUUAAUGUUGUUGUACCCCUUAUAUGCAUCGGUGAUGACCAUAGAUUGCACAUCGAAACUGGAUGCCAAACAGUGGCUUCCUUACUGGAUCUUAUACUCAUUUCUCACUCUCAUGGAGAUGCUUCUCCAACCCAUUCUGGAGUGGAUACCAAUUUGGUACGAUGUGAAGCUACUGUUUGUGGCGUGGCUAGUUCUACCGCAGUUCCAAGGGGCAGCCUUAUUAUAUGAGAGAUACGUGAGAGAGCUAAUGAAGAAAUAUAGAGGCUGGCGGCUGAGCGAUCAUCGUCACCACAAGUCUCCCAAUACCAUUAACAACAUAAGGGCAAACACAAAAGACGUUCUUGGAGUUCAUCACCCCCAAGAAAGGGGAACAGAAGGCAUACUGAAUAGAGAAUUAGAUUUUGGGAGACAGCAUUAUUUUCCCGCGCGCUAGCUAGCUUGUGUGGCUGAUCAUCUUGAUCUCUUUCAACGUUUCGUUUUCAUGGUUUCCUAGUUUUUUGUUGAUGUUACACUUGAUUUUCAGUCAUGUACGAGUUUGUAAC